Messenger RNA from Scatophagus argus, 397 nucleotides. Its product is annotated as tubulin-specific chaperone E. The record is from RefSeq and is a predicted model, not a curated record. Bases 5 to 244 code for a protein of 79 amino acids. The transcript is spliced from 2 exons. NCBI's taxonomy places the organism in Eukaryota, Metazoa, Chordata, Actinopteri, Scatophagidae.
UCCCAUGGACCUGGAGCUGGGUCACCGGGUCAGGAUCAUGCUGCCAUCUGGUCGGAUCAGUACCGGAACUAUUCGUUUCCUGGGCUACCUGCAGGGGGAGGCAGAGCUCCACCUUGGGGUGGAGCUGCAGACACCUGAUCAUGGAUUGCAUAACGGUAGCCACAGAGGACACAGCUACUUUGAAUGCAAACCUGGCUACGGUGCCUUUGUACCAUUCCACAAGCUACUGAUGGCCUGGGAAUGACAAAAGCACAGACUGUCAUCAUCACCAUCAUCAUAAUGAAUUCAGAACAGUAGUUACAGCCAUGGAUUUCAGUGAGAUAAAUCUUUGUAUCAAGUUUUGUAUGUCAUGUGUGUCUUAUCUGUUUAUUCACAAUAAUAAAAUAUCAUUUCAUCA